CGAGCACGCCGUUGCAAACUCGCCAACUCUCUACAGCGCGCCUAGGUCGCCGAAGAAAGUACCCCGCUCCUCAUGAAGCUCCUUCUGCAGCUAGCGACAGCGCUGGUCCUUCUCGUUGCCAGCAACGCCAAGACGACGCCGGCCGUGUGCAGGAACAAGACAUGCGUCACUGAGUCCGGCGACACAUGCGACCGAUCGACGUCGACGUCGUGCGGCGCCUGCAUGAGCGUCUCUGACUCGGGCACUGUGUCCUGCAAGGAUACCAACUUCUUUGGCCUCUGCUCGUCGUCGACCAAGUGUGCGGCAUGGUCGUCGUCGACGUCAGGCUCGGGCUCCGGCAGUGGUACCGGUAACACGACGACGACGGCGCCCGUGUCUACAACUGAGUCGCCCCAAUCGCCCCAGCCGACCCAGCCGACCCAGCCACCGCAGCCAACGCAACCGACCCAGCGCCCUUCAGAUCAAACAACACAGCCGGCCCCGACAGACGACGCGAGCUCGGCCACCGCUGAACCGACGGCCGCGCCUACGACAUCGCCGCCGUCGUCGACGAACUGGGCUCUCUACGGCGGCAUUGGCGGUGGCGUUGUCGGCCUCUUCCUGAUUAUUGGUAUCGCAUGCUGCAUUGUUCGCAAGCGUCGGAGCGAAGAAGAUGACGACGACGAUGUCGGGCACUACGCCACCAAGGCACAGUCGACGCCGCCGGCGCAAGUGGCCAUCCCGAUGACGACCAUGUCGACGCAUCAUCCGACGCCGCCCAUGUACGCUGUGCCCGAGCCCGCGCCAGUGUUUGCACUGCCGAUCUCGCCGCGUAGCAGCUCGAGCAACACAAGUCUGCCUCGCACGAGCGCGAUGAGUGGGUACGAGGUGGCGACGAACCCGCUCGUGAAUUUCGUCGCGCGCGCGUCGGUCGAGACGGACACGGCGCCGUACCGCCAAACGAUCGCGCAAAAGUUCAACCACUUGGAGAAUUUCAACGAAGGCGUCGGGAGCGACUCGGAGAGCGACUCGUCGAGCUUUCACCGGCAGCGCACGUCGACCGACGGCAGCUUCAACAUGAGCGACGGCUCCAACGACAGCUUUGUCAUCACCCGCACCGAAGACGACCGAAAGGACAAUGGCACCGCUUGCUCGGUGGAAUUUUAGGAUUUAAUAUAAACCGACAGUAUAGGAGGACCCGCUCUACUCGCUAUAAAAUAUAUUGUU
Molecule: messenger RNA, 1206 nt
Organism: Saprolegnia parasitica CBS 223.65
Lineage: Eukaryota; Oomycota; Saprolegniomycetes; Saprolegniales; Saprolegniaceae
Exons: 2
Coding region: 73-1146 (357 amino acids)
Source: RefSeq, a predicted model, not a curated record